Molecule: messenger RNA, 1154 nt
Organism: Drosophila busckii
Lineage: Eukaryota; Metazoa; Arthropoda; Insecta; Diptera; Drosophilidae
Product: glycerol-3-phosphate phosphatase
Exons: 3
Coding region: 50-985 (311 amino acids)
Cellular component (GO): cytoplasm
Molecular function (GO): phosphatase activity
Source: RefSeq, a predicted model, not a curated record
ACUUACGCGUAAACGGCCGCAGUUAUAUUCUGAGCGUGAUUUGAAUACAAUGUUUAAAGCCAGUGGGGUCAAUUUGCUGGACGUGCCGCCUGAGCAGGUGAAAAGCUGGCUGGAUAGCUUUGACACAGUAAUUAGUGAUUGCGAUGGUACGCUCUGGCAGCAUGAAACGGCAAUUGAAGGUGUUGUCGCUGUAAUGAAUGCCUUGCAACUGCGUGCCGGAAAACAAGUGUAUUUAAUUACAAACAAUGGACUGAAGACGCGACACGAACUUUGGCAGCGUGCCCAAAAUUUGGGCUUUGAGCUGCCCAGCGAGGAGCACAUCAUUUCGCCCACGCAAACAAUUGUGGAUUAUCUCAAGCAAUGCGCGACAUUUGACAGCACAAAGAAGGUUUUUGUGAUUGGCAAUACGGCCAUAGCAAGAGAGCUAAAAGCAGCCGGCAUCGAGAGCUUUGGAGCGGGCGAGGCGGAUCAACUGCAGCCAGACGACACCUGGCAGCAGUUCGUUCAACGUGAGCUUACACAGCCCGCAGCCGCAGAGCAUGUGGGCGCCGUUGUUGUCGGCUGGGAUGAGCACUUUAGCUACUGUAAGGUAGCGCGUGCCUGUCACAUUCUCAGCAGCAAUGAGAGCUGCGCCUUUUUGGCCACCAAUAAGGAUGAGGUGCAUAGGUAUCCCAAAUUCGCCAUGCCCGGCACUGGUGCCUUUGUGUCCGCCAUUGAAACCUGUGCGCAGCGCGAGGCGACAGAAAUGGGCAAACCAAAUCCGCUCGUAAUACAAUCACUGAUUGACGCAGCUGCUCUGCAGCCUGAACGCACGCUAAUGAUUGGGGACUGCCCCAAAGUUGAUGUCGCCUUUGCUAGAAACUGCAACAUGCAAUCGCUUUUGGUUGGCACAGGCAAUUAUCAGUUGGAAACGCUGUGCGGCAAGCAGCUGCCCAUGCCAGAUGUUUAUCUGCCCCGAUUGGGCAAUCUCUUGCCAUAUAUUUAAGCAACUUGCAUAAACAAUAAACGCUGAAGACAUAAAUGGGCUAAAUCAACAUAAUAAUUCGUCGGCUUUUAUCAUACGUAUAUCAUAUAUGACUAUGAUAACAGAUAACAAAAUUUGCUGAUUGAAAUGCGCAUUAGUUGUAGUAUCAAUUGAUUUAUUAGAGUUUGUU